AUCUCCUAAUAACCCUAGACUGACCCUGUUGACGUACCUUUGUGAGACGUGUGAGGUGCUCGUCAAAGCAGGUUGUCGUUAGUUUUAUCAGCCUCACAAAUGAUUUUCCGGUAGUUUUCCACGGCAGAGACGUUACCAAGUGCACCUGGGGCAGGUACAUCAACCCGAGAAGCGUCUAUCCCUGAUUUGGUGCAUCCAUAGACCCGCAAACACCUGGACUGCGCGCCCUUCAUAUAUCUCACGAACGAACAUGGCGGACGCUGUUGUAGUGUUGACGGUCAUCGGGGUCUUCUUUCUCCCGGUUCUGGGCUUUGCACUGCUGAUUCUCGUCCCUGCAGCUAUUGGAGUUUCACUGGGGAUUCGGAAGCUGUACCUAAAGGUCCUCCUUCGUGUCUUUGAGUUUGCCACAAACAGAAUACAGCAGCACGACAGUCGGCAGGACCUAAAUGGAAACAGAGGGGAGCAGUUACCUGACAACAAUGCAGCUGCACAGAAAAACAGUGUGGCUCUGCUACAAGAAGAAGAGAAGACAACACUGAAGAAAGUCAGAUCAUUUGGAACACUGAGAAGAGAGUUUGAAUUGUCUGAUUGUUACCACUUCUGUCGACAAGGCAUUGAGGCAAUUGCAGAUGACAACGUAACAAAAUGCUUUUCUGCUGCAGAGUUGCCAUCAUGGAAUCUGUUGACAAGAACAAACACACAUUAUGAGUUUGUAAGUGUGCGGCUCACCAUCCUGUGGGUGAUAGGGUUCCUCUUCAGGUACUGCUGUCUCCUGCCCAUGAGAUUGCUACUGGCUACAGUCAGCGUCAGUAUCUUCAUGGCCGCCACGGCUACCCUUAGUAUCUUGCCUAAUACUAGUUACAAGAGACAUGUCAGCAAGUAUGUCAGCCUGAUGUGUUACCGUAUCCUGGCCAGAGCCUUUUCAGCUGUGGUUACCUACCAUAACAAAGAGAAUCGAGCCAAGGGAGGAGGCAUCUGUGUUGCAAAUCACACCUCACCCAUUGAUGUCAUCAUCUUGGCUUGUGAUGCCUGCUAUGCCAUGGUUGGUCAGGUCCAUGGCGGGUUCACAGGGAUGAUCCAGAGGGCCAUGUCAAGGUCAGAGGCUCACAUCUGGUUCCAGAGGUCAGAGGCCAAGGACAGACAUGCUGUCAGCAACAGGUUGAAAGAACAUGUUUCAGAUCCUGAAAAGCUGCCCAUUUUGAUUUUCCCGGAAGGAACUUGCAUUAAUAACACGUCAGUCAUGAUGUUCAAAAAAGGAAGUUUUGAGGUGGGCGGCACCAUCUACCCUGUUGCUAUCAAGUAUGACGCCAGAUUUGGUGAUGCAUUCUGGAACAGCAGCAAGUACAACAUGAUCCAGUACCUGCUCCUGAUGAUGACGUCCUGGGCCAUCGUGUGUGAUGUCUGGUACCUGCCGCCCAUGCACAGAAAAGAGGGAGAGAUUGCUGUGGAGUUUGCCAACAGAGUGAAGCACGAGAUAGCGCAGAAGGGAGGACUGGUGGACUUGUUAUGGGAUGGACAGCUCAAAAGGAUGACAGUGAAAGAGGACUACAAGAAGGAACAGCAGAAGGAAUACAGCAAGCUCCUGAAGGUGGAGUAACAGACAAUUGAAGUGGGCCAAAGACAUGUUUAGUUUUUAUCAGAAAAAAAAAAGAAACUGGCUAAUGCUGUGCAGAGUGCUUUGCUAGUGUCUAGUAGCCAUAGCAUUCAGUUCAAACAUUAAAACCUUUCAAAUGAAAUCUGCAGAUAAUAAAUACUUGCAAGAAAUAGUUUCUUGUGUUAAUGGUAAAUAUUUAUCAUACUGCUAAUGUAUUAUGUGAUUACUUAAUAUUAUAAUACAUGAAGUGUAUAUGAUGGAAAUUGUAGAUAUGAAAAUGUUGCUUACAAAGGUUUUUUGAUGAUGGAAAUCUAUUAUUCAAAUGUUUGGUGACAAUUAUAACAUGAUAUACUAUAACCGUCAUGUGGAACAAGAAGGAUUUAAUAUUUAAGUUGAUUUGUAGACUUGUGAAAUCCUGAUAAAGGUUGUGCUGCUGAUCACGAAUUUGCCAGGUUACAAUACUAAGAGAUGGGCCCUUUUUGUAUACAUCUCUAGAUAAUUGUGAAUAAUAGUAAUACAUUUUAAUGUAUGUAAAAAUUCUAUGGUUGCAACUUGCAAUGGUAAGUUUGGCCCAAUCAUCUAAUACACUUGUACUUUGGGAAGUCCUGUGAGAUUAUAAUGUUAUACAUGUAUGUACUGUACUUGCAGUCUUUUGUACCCAUUUUAAUGAUUUUGAUGGCUGGAAGUGGUUCUAACUGUCCACAGUUUCCAAAUUCCAUCGGCAAACUAUUGGUCACUGCCGUAUCCAUGUGUGUGCACAUUAUAUGAAGCACAUAUGAUGGUUCGGUAUGUCAGUAUUUGGUAUAGUCAUCAUGUGAGGUCCCUUCAUGGUUUGCUUUUGAUGUGUGCACCACCUAGUGAUUCACAGGUACACUGCAUAAGUUAAGGUACUUCAAUACAAAGUCAAACCAAUGCAGUAUAAUUAGUGAUUUCAAUAGUAAUGGCACAAGAAUAGCAAAGGUACAGCACAGAGCUUAAGACACGUUUUAUCAUGUAACACUCAUUUCUGAUGUGCCUUUGUACAAAAGACAAAAAAGGUUUGAGGUCCAAUUUAGAAUGUACGUGUAGUGCCAAGGAUAAAUACAAAAGGAUUCAUCAACUGCAACUUAAGGUGUCAAAUGCCCUAGCUAUAUUCUGUUACUGCUGUAUGUGAUACUUGUCUUGUGAAUAAGGGAGAAAGCAAACACAAAAACGUAAAUCUUUGGUACAUUCAGUACAAAAUUAUACUAGCUGACUUAACUGCUGAAAUAUGGUACUGUGUGAAGCUUUGUUAAAAUAAUGCUAGAAGGAAAUGUUUUAAAAUCGAUAACUUACAUAGAUGACAGAAUUAUUUUAACUGACUAGAAACACAAGUAACAUUCCUGUAUGAGGAGCCGUAGAUAGUCUUAGGUAAGCACUGUUAGCAAAGAUUAGCUAAGCUAUAUUGUCAGUGCAGCUAUUAUAUAUAUAAUAGGGUUAACCCUACUUACACUAGCCAACUACUGCCCAUCUGCAUUUAAGACCCCUGCAGCAGUGUAAUCAAUAGAUACUACUACUACAUUGUACUAUACCGUGUUGUGAAGUGUACUUUCAAAAGUCCUUUAAUUACAAUUGCUGUCUUAAUACGAUGUAAGUAAGGGUGCCAUGUCAUCUGUAGAAGGGGAGUAUUUCAUGCAUUAACAAGUUCUUUUGUGGUCAUCUUAAGUCGUACUGUUUUUGAGUUACCUUUUUUUUUGCUUUCUCAAGGCAAUUGUUGGUUUUACAUUAUUACUGAUGAGGUAUUCUCCAAUCAAAGUAUUUCAGAGAUUUCCUAAGUACUAGAAAUCUGUUGCAUAUUUUUUGUAAGUCUCACGUACAUCUUUAUUUAGUUAAAAGCUUUUCCUAAAAGCUGUACAAUUUCAUAGUAAACACUUUCGUAAGUCAAA
This is a messenger RNA of Branchiostoma belcheri (Belcher's lancelet), 3498 nucleotides long. RefSeq names its product glycerol-3-phosphate acyltransferase 4-like. Gene Ontology annotation, molecular function: glycerol-3-phosphate O-acyltransferase activity. Gene Ontology annotation, biological process: triglyceride biosynthetic process. Lineage: Eukaryota; Metazoa; Chordata; Leptocardii; Amphioxiformes; Branchiostomatidae. The coding region runs from base 251 to 1597 and encodes 448 amino acids. Gene Ontology annotation, cellular component: endoplasmic reticulum. The transcript is spliced from 15 exons. The record is from RefSeq and is a predicted model, not a curated record.